Messenger RNA from Alnus glutinosa, 1407 nucleotides. Its product is annotated as nudix hydrolase 20, chloroplastic-like. Lineage: Eukaryota; Viridiplantae; Streptophyta; Magnoliopsida; Fagales; Betulaceae. Bases 94 to 1227 code for a protein of 377 amino acids. Gene Ontology annotation, molecular function: 8-oxo-dGDP phosphatase activity. The record is from RefSeq and is a predicted model, not a curated record. The transcript has 9 exons.
AACUAUGGCGCGUGCCGCGUGGUGCUAGUAAGGCUCGGAGGUGCUUGCCCGUGCCGUUGUAGCACUGCCUUCCCUCCCUUCUGUAUACCUCCAAUGGCCUGGACUUGCAGCAAUCUUCACCCCUCUCACAAAAUCCCAUACUCACUCGCUUCUUCGCUCUUCAUCUCCAAAGUUUCUCACGCUUUUUCCAAGUCCUUUACGACAUCGUUUCCUUCGCCUUCUACCACUCACACUUCGAUAAAAUCAAAAUCCCCCACUCUUUCAGUGUCUGCCACUGGCGGCACCUUCACCUGGGACGACGUCGUCCGGAUUUCUCAGCCGGAAAGCCUUCCAGACGAUUCUUCGGACCUUACAGGCUUCUUCGAGAAGAUCAGAAUCUGCAAUCGCGGAUCAGAAAAGCAAUCCGAGUUCCUUCCGUUCGCAAUCGAGGACCAAAUCGUUGGUUAUAUUCAUAACGGUUUCGCUAGCCAUUUAAGGAAGUUCCAAGAUGUGUUUGUUUUCCCUCAAGACAGUUCUUGCGGCGGCCAUGUGACCUUUCACCCAAUGCUGAGUACACCAGAGGAUAGGACCAGUGCGGUUGGAGAUGUGGUCAAACGCUUAGGGGAAGAACUGAUUCCAGGUAUACGGAACGAGCUAUUCCCCGUGACAUCGUCCUUUGGUGCGCCUGUCUUUUUUUCGCUUGAACGUGCUGCGGCUCCUUACUUUGGAAUAAAGGCUUAUGGAGUUCACAUGAAUGGCUAUGUUGAGAGGGAUGGGCAGAAACUUUUAUGGAUUGGGAAGAGAAGUCAAGAGAAAGCCACUUAUCCCGGGAUGCUUGAUCAUCUAGUUGCUGGAGGACUGCCCCAUGGGAUUGCUUGUGGGGAGAAUCUUGUGAAGGAAUGUGAAGAGGAAGCGGGAAUUCCCAGAUCCAUUGCUAAUAAAGCUAUACCAGUUGGUGCUGUUUCCUAUAUGGACAUUGAUGGUUACAGAUAUAAGAGAGAUGUUCUAUUUUGUUAUGACUUAAAGCUUCCUGAAAGUUUUAGACCUGAGAAUCAAGACGGAGAGGUGGAUAGCUUCAAGUUGAUUCCUGUGACGCAUGUAGCAAAUGUCAUACGGAGAACACAAUUUUACAAGCCAAAUUGCUCUCUUGUCAUUAUUGAUUUCUUGGUUCGACAUGGAUAUAUGAGUCCUGAAUAUAUUGGAUACUUGGAUCUGCUACAAAGUCUGAGGAGCGGGGAUUGCUCUUAAUGAUACUUUUUCACUGUAUUGUUUUCCCCUUUUUUCUUCCGCUUAAUUUUAAUUUUUAGCCUUUCUCUUAUGAAGGAAGAAAGGAAGUGUUGUAAGAAUUCAUUUUUUUUACCAGCAACUUUCUUAUGUUUUGGGUUGAAAGCCAAGAUAUUUUGUGAAAAUGAAGAAUGUUCUGAGCUA